Molecule: messenger RNA, 1079 nt
Organism: Acanthaster planci (crown-of-thorns starfish)
Lineage: Eukaryota; Metazoa; Echinodermata; Asteroidea; Valvatida; Acanthasteridae
Biological process (GO): peptidyl-proline hydroxylation to 4-hydroxy-L-proline
Cellular component (GO): endoplasmic reticulum
Molecular function (GO): iron ion binding; L-ascorbic acid binding; procollagen-proline 4-dioxygenase activity
Source: RefSeq, a predicted model, not a curated record
CAUCCCCGCAAUGUGCAAUAAAUUUUGACACUCAGUACUCGCAUGGCCAAAAAUAACACUACAUUGACCUGCGGCACCCGUUUCCUCUAUGCAUUGGCAGCGGCAGGGUAGUACACGAUCAAGCCCCAAUGCAGGAGCUUUGAGACCAUUUGAGGGUUACACAGCUAGCUACUGAGAUAUGGAAACUGCAAAUUUAAAAAAGACAUUAAAGAUAUUAGCGAAGAGCUCCCAAAGACCACGCCCCGUGAAGACAGACAUAACACCUCCUGGGGCUAAGGAAGGGGAGAAGAUAGCUUUCUAUCUGGACGAAGUCUUCACAAAGGAGGAAUGUAAGGAACUUAUUCGAUGUUCCGAAGAAAAGGGAUAUGUCCAAGCUUUGGUCAACAUCGGCUUCGGGAGGCAGAAGCUGAUGACAGAUUAUCGCAACAACCAGCGCUGUUUGAUCGACACCACCGAGCUAGCAAGCAUCUUCUGGGAAAGACUAGCCGAGUUCAUCCCACAGACAAUUCGCGGAUAUCAAGCCCUCGGACUCAAUGAACGGUUGCGAUUUCUGCGAUAUGACCCUGGGGAGUACUUCAAACCUCACUUUGAUGGAUGUUACGAACGCGAAAAUGGAGAAAUCUCUUUAGUCACUGUCCAGAUUUACCUCAACGAGGGUUUCUCAGGUGGAAGUACCACGUUUCUUCCGUUCUCUGGGUUGGAUUCAGGUUCGCCAGUGGAAUGUGUCCCGAAAAUAGGACGGGUUCUGAUCUUUGAACACCGUUUGCACCACGAAGGCUCUGUUUUGAAAGCAGGUCGGAAGUAUGCCAUCCGAAGCGAUGUCAUGUACUCCAAGGAUAAGCAACAAUAAAUACAAUAUUGUCGAGAAAAGUGUUCGUGACCGGAAAAGUCGAAGAGCACUUCUGCUAUGGACAGCAAGAUGUGUAAGUGUGUAACUCUGGGAUAAACUAGCUGUUGGGCAAACUAAGUCCUUGUUCAGCUGUUAGAAGAAGAUUGUGAUAGAAAAUUAUAUUUUAACAUAUGUGAAUAAUUUUCAAGAUGUACUUUGCGUUCGGGAGAUGUAAAUUUUAAAUUUUGCC